AUGAUUGAAAGACCGGACGAUCGCAGAGGAUAUAUUUCACAGCCAUGGGAGCGCCCUCCGAGACGCUAUAUCAAACGCCAUCGCUCGCGAGAUUCGCGUGAGCGAGAUCAUAGGCGAAGACCGGCUCCUUCAUUCGAACAACCACUUAUCCGCCCUGUGGUAAGGAAUGGUUCUGAUGAUGAAGAAGAAAUGCUUAUGAGUAAUAGUGAUCCCGAUAUGUAUACGCGAAAGUUGAUGGAGAGAAGACAUUUUCGCAAUCGGUAUGUCCUUAGUCUCACUUAUGGAUAG
Messenger RNA from Strongylus vulgaris, 288 nucleotides. Lineage: Eukaryota; Metazoa; Nematoda; Chromadorea; Rhabditida; Strongylidae. The record is from the annotation of a GenBank genome assembly.